This is a messenger RNA of Nerophis lumbriciformis (worm pipefish), 1080 nucleotides long. The record is from RefSeq and is a predicted model, not a curated record. Lineage: Eukaryota; Metazoa; Chordata; Actinopteri; Syngnathiformes; Syngnathidae.
AUUCACUUAAACUGGGACCGAGGCUUCACCGGCACGGAGACCCCCGAUGGCAUUUUGGUGGGUCCGCAGGCCGAAUGGGUUCUGAGCAGCGGCCUCACCACAGUUUUCCUGCCGAUCGUCUACAUCAUCGUUUUCGUGGUUGGCCUGCCUGCGAAUGCUAUGGCCGUCUGGGUGUUCCUGUUCCGCACCAAGAAGAAGCAUCCGUCGUCCAUCUACAUGGCCAACCUGGCGCUGGCAGACCUGUUUUUUGUCAUCUGGACACCACUGAAGAUCGCUUACCACAUCAACAACAACGACUGGAUAUACGGCGAGGGGCUGUGCAAGGUCAUGGUGGGCUUCUUCUACGGGAACAUGUACUGCUCCAUGGCCUUCAUCGCCUGCAUCAGCGUGCAGCGUUACAUGGCCGUGGUGUACCCGCUAGCGCAGCGUCAGCGCGAGAACACCGUCACCUAUGUGAUUUCGGCGGCCAUCUGGGCGGUGGUGUGGUUGCUUACCAUCCCGCUCUAUUUGUACGACCAGCAGGUGCGGGUGGCAAAACUGGGCAUCCUCACCUGUCACGACGUCACCCGACCCAGCCAGAGGAAGAUGCCUGCGGGCUAUUUCCUCACCAUGGGCACGGCAGGUUUCCUAGUUCCCGCUGCCGUCUGCGCCGUCUCCUAUGUGCUAAUGCUACGGGCGCUACGCACCAGCAUGACUACGGAUGACGCUGUGGCCAAGAAGCGGCGCAAGGCGGUGUUGCUAAUCAUCACCGUGCUGGUGAUGUUCAUGUUGUGCUUCGCGCCCAGCAACAUAAUGCUCCUGGUGCACUACGUGCUGCUCCUGAACGAGGUCCGCAACAACCUCUACGGGUUCUACAUCACCGCACUGUGUCUGGCUAGCCUCAACAGCUGCAUCGACCCCUUCGUCUACUACUACAUCUCUGAUGAAUUCCGCGAGCAUAUCAAGAACACCUUCCUGUGCCGAAGCCAGCGCACUGUGGAGAGGAUGCGUGUGUCUUUCAGUGCGAUGAAGUUCUCCAAAAAGAGCAAUACAUACACGACGACGGACUCCAGCGGGAACACCGGGAGCUCACAGUGCUAG